AUGCCUGCGCGCACUGCUGAGCCUCAAGAUGAUAUCCCGACAGCGAGAGCGGUCGAUGGCCUUGGCCUCAAAGCCAGCAAGACCUCCAGAUCUCCCCGAAGCCCAGUGAAGAGAGAGGAAAGAGAAAGGACCAAGGCACAGGAUGUUGCGGAGUUGAAAGACUACCAAUUGGGGGACUGUCUAGGCAAAGGUGCAUUUGGCUCUGUUUACCGGGCGUUGAACUGGGGCACUGGAGAGACGGUAGCUGUGAAGCAGAUCAAGCUGGCAGACCUGCCUAAGAGCGAGUUGAGGGUCAUCAUGCUGGAGAUUGAUCUCCUUAAGAAUCUCGACCACCCCAACAUCGUCAAGUACCAGGGCUUCGUCAAGACCCCAGAAACGCUCAACAUCAUCCUGGAAUACUGCGAGAAUGGAUCCCUGCAUUCAAUUUCCAAGAACUUUGGUCGCUUUCCGGAGAAUCUGGUGGCUCUCUACAUGUCUCAGGUGCUCCAGGGCUUGGUAUACCUCCACGACCAGGGUGUCAUCCAUCGCGAUAUCAAAGGUGCCAACAUUCUGACCACCAAGCAAGGCUUGGUCAAACUCGCCGACUUUGGCGUGGCAAGUAGAACAACCGGCUUACACGAGUCCAGCGUCGUAGGAACCCCAUAUUGGAUGGCUCCUGAAGUGAUCGAGUUGACAGGCGCAACUACUGCUUCGGACAUAUGGAGUUUGGGCUGCACAGUGAUAGAACUUCUGGACGGGAAGCCGCCGUAUCACAAUCUUCAGCCCAUGCCAGCUUUAUUCCGCAUUGUCAACGACGAUCAUCCGCCUCUCCCUCAGGGAGCUUCACCUGCCGUUAUGGAUUUUCUCAUGCAGUGUUUUCAAAAAGAUCCGAAUCUCAGAGUGUCCGCAAAGAAGCUGCUUAAACAUCCCUGGAUUGUGAGCGCGAGAAGGAGUGGGUCGGAGAAGCCAAAGAAUGCUACCGAGUAUGAUGAGGCGGUCAAGAGUGUUCAAGAAUGGAACGAAGCUCUGAAAGAUUCUCCCAAUGGCAGUCUGGUCAGGAAGCCCUCCAAUGCCUCAACUGCCAGCCCUGUGCCCGUGGCUCGGGACAUGCUUCGAUCGGCCAAACCGCAGGCUAAGUCCCCCAUACCCCUCCUCAAUAAGGACAACAACACGACCAAAUUUUGCUCUCUAGAGGAUGAUGAUAAUUGGGACAAUGACUUUGCAACGGCCAUCUCAGCUAGCACCUUCCAGCUACCUCACCUCAGGCCUCAUGACAACUUCGGAGGCAUGCUGUCUUCGGAAAGAUUGAAGUCAUUUGCCGCUAUAGAGACUACAUGGGGAAAAGAGAAUGAGUCCGUGGAGGACAAAGAUUCAACCUUGAAAGCCGUGUCACCACUGGAGGUGGACGUGGAUAAGACCGUGCGACUAGCAACGACCAUGGCGAAGAAGAGGCCUGAGGUGCGGCACGCGCGGCACAAGUCUGAAAUCCCUCCGAAGACAAGGACGAAGCCGACAGCAACGCCGCGAAAAGCUUCUUUGCCCUCCACACGUCAACCAGUGGAUGUCCACAAAGUUAAACCCACCCAAACGAGGACCCAACACAACGAGCCACCAACACGACGUUUUAGAGAAAGCUCGGUCGAGGACUUCUCGGACAUCGUUCAGGGAAAUGAGCUGGCUCUGGACACCAAGCUCGGUCUUAUGCGGCUGGACAACCAGGCACCGUCAAAGAUACUCGAGUCUCCGAGCGUAACGGAUCUGAUACAGAGCAUGAGACCGCCAAAGGUAGGCGGCAGCCUCAAGAGGCAGCCAGCGCCCAAUAACAGGUUGUCCAUGCGACGGACACGGUCUUCGAUUGAGAUACAACGUUUUGCAGAGAAUGAGCAAGACGAGGACUUCUCUGAUGUCUUCGCGCAAUCGUCUGCGAUCCUUGAGAAAGCCGCCAGUGAAGAUGGCUCCGAGCUCAUGUUGAGCUCCAAGAUCUCGAACCUGUCCUGGCUUCCAGACGCGGAAGACGAGGACGAUCCUUUCGCUCAGCUAGAGGAGGGUCUUCCAGAAGUUGAUCUCGAGUCGAACAUUGCUCGCGACAAGCACGCGCGUCUUAGGACAGAAGUCGAGGCCCUGGUGGGCCAGCUUAAAGUCUUGCAGGAGGACGACGCUCUGCUGCAAAUCUCAGAAGAUCUGAUAAACUACUUUGGCAUCUUUUCAGAAACCAAAAGUGUCAUUAUCAGCGCCCAUGGCCUCUUACCGAUUCUAGAGAUCCUGGAGGACUGCAUGCGUCUUGAUAUUGUCCUCAACCUCCUGAAAAUUGUCAACGCGAUCAUCUUCAAUGAUGAAGAUGUCAAAGAAAACCUCUGCUUCGUCGGCGGAAUUCCCAAGAUCAACAAGUUCGCCUCCAAGAAGUUCCCGCGAGAAAUACGCCUUGAGGCUGCGGGAUUCGUCAAGCAGAUGUACGAGGCUUCGAAUCUAAUCCUCCAGAUGUUCGUCAGUGCGGGCGGGUUGACGGUGCUCGUUGAUUUUCUGGAGGAUGACUAUGACGAUGACCGCGAGUUAGUCCUUAUUGGAGUCAAUGGCAUCUGGAGUGUCUUUGAACUGCAGGGCUCAACUCCGAAGAAUGACUUCUGCCGCAUUUUAUCACGCAACUCGGUGUUGGAACCAUUGUCACUCGUCCUCAGCCGGGUCCUCAUGGAGCCCUCUGAUUCUGGAGAGCAGAAAGAACUCGCCGAUUUGUGCGAGGGUCGCAUUGCCAGCAUCUUUUUCGUCUUCUCCCAGGCGGAGAACUACGUCAAGGAACUAGUCGCCGAACGGACAGUUCUCCAUCGAGUCUUGAAAAACUUGAAAAGGAUGGCUCCAGCACACCAAGUGACAAUGCUGAAGUUCAUCAAGAACCUCUCGAUGUUGUCGACUACCCUGGAUGCGCUGCAUAACUCCAAUGCUAUCGAUGUGCUGUCUGAGCUCCUCAGCAACAACAUGAACAAGCCACAUUUUAGGGAGAUGUCCAACCAAAUUUUGAAUACCAUUUAUAACCUUUGCCGACUGUCGAAACGGCGGCAAGAAGACGCCGCUCUUGUCGGUAUCAUUCCAAUCCUGAUCAAGAUCGUCAAACAAGAGAAGACGCCAGUGAAGGAGUUUGCCUUGCCAAUUCUCUGUGAUAUGGCUCAUUCCACACGAGCUGCUCGCCGAGAACUAUGGCAAAAUAAAGGGCUUGCUUUCUACGUCUCAUUACUGUCCGACCCUUAUUGGCAAGUCACGGCUCUGGAUGCAAUAUUCACUUGGCUUCAAGAGGAGACUGCUCGGGUCGAAGAUCACCUUCUGGAAAACCAGAAUUUCAUUUCGGCAAUUGUUGCUGCGCUGACCAGCAGCAAAUCGACAUCGUUCGAAAACCUUCUCGAGCCUCUACAGAAGCUGCUCCGCCUGUCACCACCUCUUGCAGCCUCUAUGGCGCGAAGCUCGCAGCUCUUUGAUACACUCGGCCAGAAGCUGGGACAUAACAAGCCUGCGAUUCGUCUAAAUCUCCUUCGCAUCAUUGGCAGCAUAUGCGACUCGACAGAAGAAGGCUUCUUCCUCCUCGAGCAAUACAGUCUCUACGACGUGAUCCGAGAACUUUCCUAUUCCGACUCUGCGGUGCUUGUUCGCAGCAUGGCUGGUGAACUCAUCCGGUCGUGCGAAGAGUCCGACAACGUGAGCAUUAAAAGUGGGCAGGGCGUCAAUCCGGUUACGAAUGGCGGUCGAAGAAAGCACCCUGGUUUUCAAAGGCGCACGAGCUCCACAACUCCUCCCCAUCUCCUUGACCGUCAGAUGAGCAUGCCCACUUCUCCUCAGCUUGGCCGUUCCGAGCGGGCAAGCAUGAACAUGUAUGAGCUCCCUGUGGCACAGACCCCGCGCCGGCAACGCAAUGGCGUCUACGUCAACGGCGCGAGUAUCAUGCGGCCUGCCAGCCGAGAUGGGUCGACGUACGCACGCGAGAACUCGCCAGCAUUUGCGAUGCCCAGCUUGACGCGCGCAAACACGGCCAGUGUGGCCGAGAUGACGGUGAAUAAGAGUAGGGUUGCUCGACAACCUACAGUGGCGACAAAUUUGGCAGGCCAGCAUCGACUCUCUAGGCAGAGUACACGAGACAGCAUGGUUGGGUCGGCCAGGUCAUCAGCAGAGAAAGAGCCUAGCUCGACCACGAGUUCCAGAGGUUAUCAAGGCAGAACUAACAGCAGUGUAGCCGCGACUUCGACGCCUGUUUCCGAGCAGAGAGCUCGGAGAGAAGCGAGACACGUGCAUACCAGCAGCAUCAGCCAGAGUCGAAAUGCCAAUGGCAGCACCAACACGGCGGUUUCAAGACCUGGUUCCAGCCAGAGCCAGGGUCAAGGGCCGGGGAAUGUCGAAGUAACUGUCGCAAGAAGGACGACAGCGAGGAGAAAUGGAGCGUGGGACGAUCGGUGGGGUUAA
Molecule: messenger RNA, 4419 nt
Organism: Cladophialophora yegresii CBS 114405
Lineage: Eukaryota; Fungi; Ascomycota; Eurotiomycetes; Chaetothyriales; Herpotrichiellaceae
Product: STE/STE11/CDC15 protein kinase
Exons: 1
Coding region: 1-4419 (1472 amino acids)
Biological process (GO): protein phosphorylation
Cellular component (GO): cytoplasm
Molecular function (GO): ATP binding; protein serine/threonine kinase activity
Source: RefSeq, a predicted model, not a curated record